Messenger RNA from Aphanomyces astaci, 2104 nucleotides. RefSeq lists its product as hypothetical. Gene Ontology annotation, molecular function: DNA binding; transcription coregulator activity. Gene Ontology annotation, biological process: regulation of transcription by RNA polymerase II; chromatin remodeling. Gene Ontology annotation, cellular component: nuclear chromosome; nucleus. The transcript is spliced from 8 exons. Lineage: Eukaryota; Oomycota; Saprolegniomycetes; Saprolegniales; Verrucalvaceae. The record is from RefSeq and is a predicted model, not a curated record. Bases 22 to 1314 code for a protein of 430 amino acids.
CAGGAUUCAGCUAGCGUCAUCAUGUCGGGCCGGAUGGGGCCGCCGGGAUCGGACUUUGCGCAUCUGCAGCAGGACAAUGCAGAGAUUGAACGGUCCAUGCUGGCGCAAGAAGUCGAAGCAUUGAGGUCCAGGCUAGGUUUGCGCCAAGUGGACGUGUCCAAGGAAUGCGGGGUGAACGCAUCGAUGCUGUCGCAGUGGAUGCUAGGGAGAUACAAAGGAAACAUUGCUCGCAUCAAUGGGCUCAUGGAAGGCUGGCUCGUGAACCGCCGCGGCGGGAAACCUCUGGACAAGUCGGCCAUGCUCAUGCAGGCUCCCCAUCGCAUGAUGCAUCAUCCUUCCAUCGGGGACGGCGGCGGCAUGGAUGCGUUCCAUCAACACUCGAAGCGGAAACCACUGGUCCAACUGGCAGAACGACCCUUGUACAAAUACCCCAAGAUCACACACAACGCAUCGGCGCUCGUGCCGAUCCGUCUGGACGUGGACGUCGACGGCUACCGCUACAUUGACUCAUUCGCUUACAACAUACAUGAAAGCGACUUUACCUACGAUACGUUUUCUGCGUCGUUGAUUCGGGAUUUGGACUUGCCCGACUGCUUUUACGCGCCGAUUGCUACUGCCAUUCGACUGCAAGUUGAGGCUGCCACGUCACAUGUCCACAAACCGUCCAGUACGACGAAAAAGGACACUGCGCUGAUCCCGAUUUACAUCAAACUGCGCAUCAACGACACGGUUCUGAUCGACUCGUUUGAAUGGGACGUCUCGAACGACCUCAACAACCCCGACGCGUUUGCCGCGGCGCUGUGUGCCGACCUCGGACUCGACGACGGCGAGUUCCAAGUGCAAAUUGCCCUCUCGAUUCGCGACCAGUUGCUCGCAUAUGCCAAAAAAUCCGACGGGCAGCAACAGCAAGCGCGACUGGCCCCCGUGACGAGCCACCCGCUUCGAGAUUUUGACGAAGCCAAGCUAUGGGAGCCCAAGGUCCGCUAUGUCGUGGCCGACGACAUUGCGCUGCUGGAACGGGAGGAUUUUAAGAGGAUGCGACCGACGUCGUCGAUGCCGGCGCCGCUGCAGACGUCUGUGAUGCCGUACUUUCCCGUGCGCAGUGCCGCGAUGUUUCCCAGUCAGUAUGCAGCGUACCCCCAAGGAAGCGGCAAGCCGAAUCGCCCGCCCAAGCCUGUGAAUACAUUUUUGAUCUUUUGCAGGCAAUGGCGGAAGAAGCUGAUGGCGCAAAACCCAAAUGCAAGUGCCAAGGAAGCGUCGAGACUGCUGGGGGAGAUGUGGCAAAAGCUGACUGAAGAGCAGCGAGCUAGGUAGAUAUAUAUAUCUCGUACUUGAUCCUCCAUAUGAACAAGGAUAUAUAUACAACGUAGCUAUCAACCGCUGGCGGACAGGGAGAACGCGCAACGCAUGGCCGAGUGGAAGGUCAAGGAGAAAGGCGAGGCGGCGGCAGUCCAGCAGCCCAAGACAGACCAACUGCAUGCGCUGCUGCCGGCGACGGCCAAGACAUCCGCGACGUCGUCGGCGAAUCCUCCCUUGGGGGCAACCGUCCCCGACGACGAUGACGACCUGGAUAUGGACGACGACGAAGGAGACUCGGACGAUGAGGACGACUAAGAUGACUAUUGUGUGUGAAUUCGAAGAUCGCGUAUAUAUAUAUAUAUAUCUAAGGAAGAAGGGGCGGGUUGGCAGCGCCGUCCGGGGUGGGAUGGCGCCACUUGCUCUGGGCGUAGUGGUUCUCCAAUUCGAACAGCGCGGCCGCAACGUCCGAGCACAAGUGCUCGAUGGACGUGUCCACGUCGUCGCAUUUCUCCUUGAGGGAUUCGCUGGUAGCGUCCACUUGCUGGUUGAUGCCUUCGAAGUCGUUGAGGGUCAACGACAGCUUAAGUUCGGCAAUGAGCUUGAGCAGUGACUCCCCUGCAUGUACCAAGGUCGUCGCGUACACGGAACUCUGGAGCGCCUGUCUGGAUGUCUGCGUUCUGUCCUUGAUCUUGCUCACAGUGACCAGCCCGCGGAAGUUCUCAAUCAACGACUCAACAUUGUUGUCUAAGCGGCGGCGGUACUCUUCCGCCAUCGAUGAUGGAUGGGGAUACUUGGGGGAUGGGUA